Rhipicephalus sanguineus (brown dog tick) is the source of this 966-nucleotide messenger RNA. Its product is annotated as toll-like receptor Tollo. Gene Ontology annotation, molecular function: transmembrane signaling receptor activity. Gene Ontology annotation, biological process: innate immune response; toll-like receptor signaling pathway. Bases 303 to 926 code for a protein of 207 amino acids. The record is from RefSeq and is a predicted model, not a curated record. NCBI's taxonomy places the organism in Eukaryota, Metazoa, Arthropoda, Arachnida, Ixodida, Ixodidae. The transcript is spliced from 3 exons. Gene Ontology annotation, cellular component: membrane.
UCAGGAACAUAAGUCCUCUUAGAGCAGUUUUUUUUCUCAUCUAGGAUGCACUUGAAUUACCUUUCUGAGUGCAUUACCAUGCAUUCCAUUGUCAGAAUUUACGAGUCACUGGUAGUGACAUUCUGUGAGUGCAUACUAUAAUAUAAACGUCCACACAACUAUUACUCCUUCUGAUUUUGUUUUCUUGUACGUUUCCGCAACAGAUUAAGGACAUUCAUGACAUCGUUUGUGCUGAAAGCCGGAAUCCAUUCGUUGCACGAAAAAUAUUUGCCUCCUUGAGGGAGGGAGACCUUUGCCCAGAAAUGAUAUCAAGAGCAACCACGUAUAUACUUGCCGCCUUAGGUUUGGUGGCGUUCACGUUAGUACUGCUGUCAACCUACUUGUGCUGGAAGCACAACAUCAAGACGUGGCUACAUGCACGUGGCUGGGGCUGUUUGAUGCGCUGCACCACGGAGCACGAGAUGGAUCUGGAUAAGCUAUUCGACGUGUUCGUCUCGUUCAGCAGCAAGGAUCGGGACUUUGUGCACGAGAACAUACUUCCCGUUCUGGAGGCUAAACGCAUCUCGUACUGCACCUACGAGCGCAACUUCAAGGGAGGCUUCCUCCUGCAAGACAUCAUUCGUGAUGCCGUCGCCUGUUCAAGGAGAACGCUGCUCGUCCUCACACAGAACUUCGUGAUGAGCGAGUGGUGCCGAUGGGAGUUCCGAGUGGCUCAUCAGCGUGCUCUUCAAGACAAGGUUAAUCGGCUGAUCACCGUCUUGGUCGACGAGUUUACGCCUGGUGCGCUCAACGGCGAUCUGAUACAGUAUGUUUGCGAGACAAACUGCCUACGCUGGAACGAAACGAAUUUCUGGGAGAGGCUGCUUCGCUCAAUGCCCAGAAAGGACGCAACUAGGAAGACCAUCACCGAGCUGAGGCCUGUAUAAUGUCGGCUGCAAGAGGCACUGCAGCCGCAGAGCCUUCAUG